AUGCCUUUUCUUGCGGAGCCCCGGAGCUCGUCGCAAGAGGCGCUCCUCCGCCUUGAGAAAGGUAGCGACUCACCAACUACUCAACUGCACGAAGCAGCGCAAAUCCUCGGCAUCGACCUAGCUCUGUGUGAGAGCCACCCCGAGACGUACCCAAAUGCAAAUGCAUACAGCACGGCUGCCCCAAAGGAAGAGUGGGUGCUACGAUGGUUGUUGAAGAAAUUGAGAAAUGGGAAAAACUUCCGAGUCGAACCUGAAUCCUUCCUCCUGCUGCGCCAGCUCAUCGAUCGGAUCACACCCAAGAAUUUGGCGACCAUUCUAAAGGACCAGAAGUUCUUGUCCGUUCUCUGUGAUGUUGUGUCUGACCUGGAGACCGAUGUAUCCCUGACCGUUGGCGAUGGAGUGUCGAUUCCUUCCGCAGCUUCCGACUCAAGUCAUACUUUGACCAGCUCCCCACCCGCAGAGAGUCGAGGUUCACAUGGCAUCAAGCGAAAGAGAAUGGGUGACGAUGGCACAGAUCCCAUGGAUAUCGAUGAACAGCCACAAAACCCCGCCUCUUGCUUCCUCGCCUUCAUUCGCGCCCUGGAUUGUCUGUACGGAAUCGUCACGUUAACGCAGCAGACAUUGAGUACCGAUGAAACCGCUCAUUCUCACCUAAAGCUGGCUCUCAGAGGCGUGCCGGAGACGGUUGCUGGUUUGCUGGGGAAGGCGCUCCAGGUGUCGGCUGUGGCCAUCGCCCAAUUUGCGCAUGCCGGGCAGACCACCGAUCUGCAGCACUUGGUUUUUGUGUUUCCUUCAAUGCUUGAAUUGUGGGAUUUGAGGUCUUACCGCCAGGAGGAUACUGAUCACAAGGCAAGCAAUGACUGUUUUGCGGAAUCUUGCUUUGCCUAUGCCCUCAGACUCCAGCUCUGCUUGCGGGCCAUCAAACUGGAUACUGAUGAAAGAGCUCAUCUUCUCCAUGCAAUCGAGCGAAUUAUUGCGGUGCAUGUACUUCUUCCAGCACGGGCAGCUUUCUUCGAUCGUGGUGGCUCCGGUAUCGACUAUUCGAAAGAGGAUCCCGAUUGGAGCUCGGUUAAACCGGUAACGGAUACAUUCCGGUCAAUCAUUCGGGAGCCCUCUGUGGCUCAUCAGCCUGCGGGUACCUUGAAUGCCCAAUCUGUCUAUCCUGCCUGGAAAUCAAUUGAGCUUCUUCCCGAACUCUUUGAUAACGCUGUUCGUGCAGUUCCGAGAGAUGACUUCCGUCGGCAAACUGCGGAGGCUCCGUGGUUGGAGACUCUGUUUGUUGCAGUUGCGGAGUUAGCAUAUUCUACGGCGAAAGAAGAUGAGCCGGAAACAUACUCUUCUCGCUUCGUCUCGGUGCUGGAGGAGCUUCUCCAUGUGGCCCUGUCCCGAAAUGUUGGUCUGUCACUCCAUACCAUCCUGACACAUGCUGGCUACACCGGUCUUCUUCAAGAGGGGUUGGGGCAUGUCCAGUGGAACGUGACUGCACUUAUCGUUAGCCUGGGCGUCGACGUGUUCCUUCCUAACUCUGGCUUGCGUGACUCUCGCAAGCUGCUGGAUGCACUGCUCGAAAAGAUUAUGCUCCAGUGGCACGAACGUGACACUAAGCAGAGCGAAUACGACAUUGUGAAGAACAAAGUUGUUAUCCCUCUGCUUCGCGGUUUCGCAACUGCCAGAGACCUCUCGGCUUUCGCAGAAGUUUGGCAAGGGCAGUUAGUAAUUCUUGAGGAGGCUCGUCUUCAAGACAGCAACCUGCCAUUAUUCUCGGUGUGGGAAGACGAUGAUCUGUGCAACAUCUACGGUGACUUGGUGAAAACCUCGCUCACAACCUCGAAUUUCGCUGCCCAAAUGCAAACCGCCGCCUCCGAGAUCAAGGCGCCUGAUGGCAAGGUCUCUGGGGCUUCUGAAUCGUAUGCGAAGUUUGUCAUUGCGGAGGCUAGCUUCCGAGGAAAGGCUCUGGCUUUAACCGAUUCCGAGGAGACGCUUCCUGCCUUCCUAGAAACGUUGACUGCUACUCUAUCUUCAAAGCAGACUCUUCACUGGCGUUGGCGUUUGUGGCGAUUUUUGCGAAAUGUUUUCCGCAAUACUGUACAAUCGGGUGACAGUGCUCUCAAAGAAGCAUUCCAGCCCUUGGGAAACAUCGCCUCAAAGACAAUUCAACGCAACCACCGGCAUCUCAAGAAAACGCCACUCGCAGCAUUAGAGUCCUGGGAGGCAUAUCGCUUCAUCUUGAUGAUUGUCAAGGGAAGGCCCAGCAAGGAUCAACUGGAGACAUUUACCACAGUAUCUGAAAAAAUCACCGAUUUCAUCGUAUCAAUCUCAGCCGGUGAUGCUAAGAAAUCGAUGAAGAAACCAUGGAAUGGCCGAGUGGAGACUCUCAAUUCCCCGGCGAACCUGGCCUUGGCUUACUUCCUGGCGAAUCUCAGGGCCCCGGAUAUCUGGAAGCAGGUUGAGUCCGACACGCGUUCUCGUAUGUUCGAGCACCUCCUCUCCCUAGCUGCAGCUCAGUACCAGUCAUCAUCAUUGUCCUUGGAGGCAGUCUCGGAUGACGCGAGAUUCCUUCAAGCAUGGGCUAGUAUGGUUUGCCAUGAGUAUCUGCUCAGCGUUCAGGUCAUCGUACCUGAUUUGGCUCUCCUUCUCAACAAGAACAUUGAGAAUGAGUCCCCCCCACCGCCGCCUCUACGUGGAAAGCUUGCAACGCAUUCCCGCCUCGUCGAUCACUCGCGUGCACCAGAAGUAACGGUUGGUCUGCUGACCAUGAUGGCCAAGCUGGCAGCGAUGCCAAAAUGCGACGCCGCCGUCACGGGUGACUGGGAGCCAAUCUGGACUGCAGCUCGUGCUAUCUCUUUGGGCGGAACCGAUUUGGAUCUCCAAAUCAUGAAGUCUUUCCGUUCCCUCCAUUGCGCGAUCAUUGCGAAACUUCUGGUACUCUCUGAGGAUGAUCGGAUCGAAUCGUUCAAGAAGCUCUUCGCAAAAGUAUCCAAGCAGGCUUCCAAAUUGCGUCAAAUUGAUCGCAACUCCAUGGCUUGUUUCCUCCUCCGCCUAUCUCUUUCAGAACUAUGGGUUCACCGCGCAAAACUACAAAAAGCUUUUCCUGCCGAAGAGCUGGACUCUUGCCGCCAAAGUGUUUUUAGCUUGGUAUUGGCUGAAAUGAAAUCCGUCAAAGACCAAUGCAGAAAACAGAAACUGGAAGAGACCAUCACUCUUAUCAAGACGAUCGAUGCUUUGGAGGACUUCGAGGAUAUGGCUCUAAACAAUAUUGAGGUGGAGAAAUUCUUGAACAAGAUCGAGCAUUAUAUGGAGAUGUCGAUCGAUUCAGGCCCUUCUCGAUUGAUUCGCCGUCGUCUCUUGGCAGUCAGAGGGCCAGAGAAGAGCAUCACUGAUCCAGUGCUCCAAUGUGCCGAGACUCUUACCCUACAGUCGCUCUACGCUGAGGACCAGCAGCUCUUUAUCCGUGCCACCACUGAACGAUUCCGCUCUAUGUCUGCCGAGCGCAUCGGCGAGGCCAUCCGCGACAUUCGGAGAUUGGGACUAGUUGAAGAGGAUUCUGCGUGCCGACUCCUGGUGGUUUAUCUGGCUCUUAUCGCUCUUCCGCCUGUCGAAGACAAAGAGACUGCAGUGGCUCGCGAGCUUUCCCUCCUUUGUACAGCUUUGGGUGAAACCGUCAUGCACAGCACUUCCAUCGACCAGUUCUGCUUCGCCACGGAGUGUAUCACUCUCCUCCUCCGCGUUCACGCUCGCGCUCUCACUCAAUCCAACAUCGACUCCCUCCUUACCACCAUCGCGGCAUCGGCCUCGAAGGCCGGCCCUCGCAUCUCAUCCAAGUAUGCACCUACCAUCUUCACCCGCCUCUGUCGUCUCUUGGGCACGGUCCUUGGUCUGCAGCGUAUCAAAAUUGGUGGCCGCUAUCAUAUGGUCAACACUGCGAUGGUCCGCCUUCUAGGGUGCCUAUUUGCACGAUCCCGCAAGCGCUCUCGUUCUGCACGCUCCCAGCCUAGCUUUUCGCAGCCAUUGUGGCUCGCUCCACUCGAGGUUUCUCACGCGACACACUACACACGUCUCCUCACUACACUCUGUGACCCGACGCUGUCCGCUGUGCUUCGUCCCCAGCCUGGCGCCUCGCGUGAGGCUCUGAUUGACGAAACUAAAAAGGCAAAGAGCAUUGCCGGUCAGUACCUCAAGUACGUUGUCGCGGAGUACACGCAGUGCUCUCUGCGGGGUGCACUCUUACCUGACGUCAAGGCUGCACUUAUGCCAGGUCUGUACGCUGUGCUGGACGUGAUGUCGAAGGAGACUUUGCGGUCACUGAAUGCCGGUUUGGAUGCCUCCAGCCGGGCCGUGUUCAAGUCUCUUUACGAUGACUACGUCAAAUUCGGAAAGUGGAACCAGGCGUGA
Molecule: messenger RNA, 4392 nt
Organism: Penicillium manginii
Lineage: Eukaryota; Fungi; Ascomycota; Eurotiomycetes; Eurotiales; Aspergillaceae
Product: ribosome biogenesis protein URB2
Exons: 3
Coding region: 1-4392 (1463 amino acids)
Biological process (GO): ribosome biogenesis
Cellular component (GO): nucleolus
Source: RefSeq, a predicted model, not a curated record